Molecule: messenger RNA, 1385 nt
Organism: Lycium ferocissimum
Lineage: Eukaryota; Viridiplantae; Streptophyta; Magnoliopsida; Solanales; Solanaceae
Exons: 2
Coding region: 135-1046 (303 amino acids)
Cellular component (GO): cytoplasm; eukaryotic translation initiation factor 3 complex
Molecular function (GO): translation initiation factor activity; RNA binding
Source: RefSeq, a predicted model, not a curated record
CUCUUUUAGAACUUUUUGGGUAGGAAAACACGCAUUUUGCUCAUCACUGCUCCUAAACUUGUAACAAACAAACAAGAAUUGAAACCUUUCUCUCUCGUCUUCAUCUGCAGAUCAGUCACCAAACUCAAUCAACAAUGGGAGUUUCGGAUCGACCCGGGUUUGCUCCGAAUUCAUCCAUUGCUCCAAAACCAGCUAACAAGAUCAGAUGGGGUGAGCUAGAAGAAGAUGAUGCAGAGGAUCUUGAUUUCCUUCUUCCACCAAAGCAAAUAAUUGGACCUGAUGAACAUGGUAUUAAAAAGAUCAUAGAGUAUAAAUUCAAUGACGAUGGAAAUAAAGUUAAGAUCACUACAACCACCCGUGUCCGAAAGCUCGCUAAGGCCCGUUUAAGCAAACGGGCUAUUGAACGUCGGGCCUGGCCCAAAUUUGGUGAUGCUGUACAUGAGGAUGUUGGAAGUAGACUCACUAUGGUUUCUACUGAAGAGAUAUUGCUUGAAAGACCAAGAGCCCCAGGUUCUAAAGCUGAUGAAUCCAAGGCAGCAGGAGACUCAAUGGCUCAGCUUGUUAAAGGAGGUGCUGUUUUAAUGGUGUGCAGAACUUGUGGCAAGAAGGGCGAUCACUGGACAUCUAAGUGCCCCUUUAAGGAUCUUGCUCAACCAGCUGAAAUUUUUGUUGACAAACCCCCUGUGGCAGAUGCAAAUAUGCCCGGUGGGGCUGUGAAGGGAGCUUAUGUUCCACCAAGCAUGCGAGCAGGUGCAGAGAGACCUGCUGGAACAGAAAUGAGACGUAGGAAUGAAGAGAACUCGGUUCGUGUCACUAAUCUCUCUGAAGACACUCGAGAACCUGAUCUGCUUGAGCUUUUCAGGCCUUUUGGCCCAGUAAGUCGGGUCUAUGUAGCUAUAGACCAGAAGACUGGUGACAGCAGAGGUUUUGGAUUUGUUAAUUUUGUAAACAAGGAGGAUGCUCAGAGGGCCAUCAACAAGCUUAAUGGGUAUGGAUAUGACAAUCUAAUUCUUCGGGUGGAGUGGGCUACUCCCAGAGCAAACUAGAACAUAUUUUCUUAAUAAAACUCUAGAUACAACAACAAUAAUCCAAUGUAAUCCCACAAGUGGGGUCUGGGGAGGAUGGGUGUAUGCAGACCUUACCCCUACCUUUGUGAGAUAGAGAGGAGGCUGUUUCCGAUCUUAAUAAAACUCUGGAUAUUUGAAGAUUUUGAUUGGCAGUUUCUUUAUAAGUGUCAUGUAGGAAUUUUUUUCUCCCCUAAUAAACCUUGAGAUGAGAGAUUUUUUCGGCUUUGAAUUUUUGUUGUGUAAGGUGCUCAAAACUCUAUUACAUUGUAGUCUAUGGGAUUGGAAUUCACAAGACAAUAAAAUGGAAUUAGUGAAUCA